AUGCAAUACAACGCUCAAGCCGGUCAAAAAGAAACUUCAUCUGAAAAUAAAGAUAAUUAUAUUAUUCCUGGUUUAUUCUGGGACCCAGCAUGUAUCAUUGUUUAA
Molecule: messenger RNA, 105 nt
Organism: Henningerozyma blattae CBS 6284
Lineage: Eukaryota; Fungi; Ascomycota; Saccharomycetes; Saccharomycetales; Saccharomycetaceae
Exons: 1
Coding region: 1-105 (34 amino acids)
Molecular function (GO): mating pheromone activity
Source: RefSeq, a predicted model, not a curated record